This is a messenger RNA of Limulus polyphemus (Atlantic horseshoe crab), 3361 nucleotides long. RefSeq names its product ubiquitin carboxyl-terminal hydrolase 15-like. Gene Ontology annotation, molecular function: cysteine-type deubiquitinase activity. The coding region runs from base 262 to 2976 and encodes 904 amino acids. NCBI's taxonomy places the organism in Eukaryota, Metazoa, Arthropoda, Merostomata, Xiphosura, Limulidae. Gene Ontology annotation, biological process: protein deubiquitination. The record is from RefSeq and is a predicted model, not a curated record. The transcript is spliced from 21 exons.
CUGGUGAUGAACAAGAGGUUUGUCAUACAGUUCUAAAAAGAACACCGGAAGCGGUACAGUGUAAAUUGUAAUGAAAUUGCACGAGAUUAGAUAUUUUUUUCAAACUUGAGCUUCAGCAACAAGAAAAGAAAGUAAAAUAGGUUAUAUUCAUGUCGUAUUCAGUUUGGUUGUAGAAAAUCUUUAUUUGUAAGGUUGAUUUAUUUUGCCAGUUCUAAGUUAUUAAUAUAUAAUAUAGUAAUAAUAAACGUUACCCGUUACGUUAUGGCAGAGAAUGGUUUGAAAAUAAAAUUGAAUCAUCAGCUGGAAGGGGAAGUUCCAGAUUUGGAAACGCAAAGGAAUAAAAUUUCCGAAUGUCUUGGAAAGCCUUUGAAAAAAGGAGAUACAUGGUACCUGAUAGACAGCCAGUGGUUUAAACAGUGGAAGAAGUUUGUUGGUUAUGAUGACAGUGAUGUCAGCAGUGUUAAAGAAGAUGAGGUUCAUCCAGGUCCAAUUGAUAACUCUGCUCUUUAUAAAGAAGAUGGCAGUGGGGAACUGAAGGAUCGCAUGAUGGAUGAAAUGGAAUACGUAUUACUGCCUCAAGAAGGUUGGAAUCUUUUACAUUCCUGGUACACGUUGGCUCCUGGUCAGGAACCAAUUGCUCGGAAGGUAGUGGAAUAUGGAAUGUUUAUGAAACAAUGCAAGGUGGAAGUUUAUCUAAUGGAGCUCAAGCUAUGUGAGAACAGCAAUCUGGAGCAUUGUAUAUCUCACAAGUUUAGUAAGGAUGAUACUGUAGGUUACAUAGAAAAAGUGAUGAAAAGGCUAUUUGACAUCCCAGAAAACAAAGAAACCAGAAUGUGGAUUAAGUCUAACAGCAACACUUAUGACUAUUUAAGCAGCAAAGACACUGCUAUUGAGGAUUCAAUCAUCUGUCAAGGACAGGUUUUGGUCAUAGAAAAGCAGAAUGAUGAUGGAACUUGGCCGAGGCAACUCAAAAGAACAACCAGGAGUUAUGGCACAGUCAGUGGAAUAAACUUUCAUAGUUAUGACUACAACAGUGGUGGGAUGGGCAAAGUUCAGCCUGGUCUUUGUGGGCUUAGUAAUCUAGGAAAUACAUGUUUUAUGAAUUCUGCAUUACAGUGUAUGAGCAACACACCUCCUCUCACAGAGUACUUUCUAAAAGGAAAGUACUGGGAUGAACUCAAUGUGAAUAACCCUUUGGGAAUGAAGGGUGAGAUUGCUAAAUCAUAUGGAGAAUUAAUGAAAACCAUUUGGUCAGGCCAGUUCACCUACACCAUACCUCGAUGUUUCAAGUUGGCAGUGGGAAGGUUUGCUCCUCAGUUCUCGGGUUACCAACAGCAAGAUUGCCAGGAACUCAUGGCUUUCUUGUUGGAUGGUCUCCACGAAGAUUUAAACAGAGUGAAGAAGAAGCCCUACAUUGAAGUGAAAGAUGCUGAUGGCAGACCUGAUGAAGUGGUGGCCAAAGAAGCCUGGGAGAAUUACCUGAAACGAAAUAAUUCCAUCAUUGUUGACAUUUUUCAUGGACUCCUCAAGUCUACUCUUGUGUGUCCAGUGUGUUCAAAAGUCUCCGUGACUUUUGAUCCAUCUUGCUAUCUGUCUUUGCCUCUCCCAGUCAGAAAAGAGCGUCAGAUUGAAAUUUUCUUGGUUAAGUUAGAUGCCAGUAAAAGGAUAUUACAGAUGAAGGUAACAGUCCCUAAGAUGGGAUGUGUACAAGAUUUGUGUGAAGCAGUAGCAAAACUUGCAGAUGUCCAAGCUGAUAGACUUGUAGUGACAAGUGUAUAUAACCAUCGGUUCCACAAGAUAUUUCAAGGAGAUGAAGGGCUUAGCAACAUUCUGGAGCAAGAAAAAAUGUUUGUGUAUGAAGUUGCCUUCACUAAGAAUUCUAACUAUAUCGUACUUCCUGUAUGCAUGAGAGAUAAAAGAUUAAAGACUGGUAUGAGCAACUAUGCAGUCACCCUGUUUGGCCACCCUUUGCUGGUGUCUGUACCAAGAUAUGAUUGUACUUAUGAACUGUUGUACAACACGAUCCUGAGAAACAUUUUCCGAUAUGUACGUCAGCCUAACAGCAGUGAAAAGUGGUGGAUUGAAAAUAACAGAAAGGGAUUUAAUGGAGAAGUAGAGAUGUCUAUUGAGGAUAACUCUGACAAUGACCAGUUAAGAUACAACCCAGAAAAUUUAGAUGAUUCAGACACAGAAGAACGAAGAACAAGACCCCCGAAUCUCUUCACUAUAGUUCAGGUUAAUCCAUAUGCAAAUGUAGAGGUUGAAAAAUUGAAGGAUGAUGGGAAACCUCUUAAGUUAUUAGAUCACACAUACUUUGCUAUUGACUGGCAUCCAAUGGCCAAGGAAAAGUUUUAUGAUGAAAAAGAGGCCAAUGAAUACGUUAUCCAUGAGUCAGUUAAUACAAAAUUCUCACAGAAACGUCAGGUAAUACAGCUGAGUGACUGUUUAAAACUCUUCAUGACUACGGAGAAGCUUGGAGCUAAAGACCCUUGGUACUGUCCAGAAUGUAAGAAACACCAGCAGGCUACCAAAAAGUUUGAUUUAUGGUCAUUACCCCAGGUGCUUAUCAUUCACCUGAAAAGGUUUUCUUAUAAUCGCUACUGGAGAGACAAGAUUGAUACUUUAGUAGACUUCCCAGUAAGAGGACUGGACAUGACAAACUAUGCAAUUGAUCCUCAUCAUGGCCCAGCAACUUAUGACCUUAUAGCUGUUGCCAAUCAUUUUGGAGGGAUGGGAGGUGGUCACUACACGGCUUAUGCAAAGAACAAAGAAACACAACAAUGGUAUUAUUUUGAUGACAGCAGUGUUUCUUCUGCCUCGGAGGAGAAUGUUGUGUCCAAGGCAGCAUAUGUCCUAUUUUAUCUCAAAAAACCAGGAACUGAGACGAACCCUUCCAGGAAAGAGGGGACAUUAGUAACCUCCCAAAACGGACAGUCACUAAGUAACGAGGAAGAUUAUAACAUGGAUAUACAUUAACCAUCAAAUAACCUAGUAAUACCUUUGGGCCUUCUGAGGAUAACUGAUUGUAACAAAUGGGUAAUUGACUUAAAUCAUAAUGAAGUAAAAUUUGUUUUGGGCAAAAGAAAAUAUAUUUCUCAACCAUAGAAUGUAAAAUUUUACGUGGAAAUUGAUGUGAAGCCACCAGUCUUGACAAGAGAUCAAAUCUAUCAUGAAAAUUUGUUAAAUCUUCCAAUAGUAAAUAGCCCAAAGUUUCCCACCUAUUCAAUCACUGUAAAUACUGUUUGAAGAACUUGUUUCUCCGACACUUAAAAAGUGAACCAUGUGUCUUCAUUAGCUCCAAUCGCACCAAAAUGUGGAUACCAUUUCUUUUUAUCAUUAAUAUAACAGUUGCUUCAGAAAA